This is a messenger RNA of Hymenoscyphus albidus, 1914 nucleotides long. NCBI's taxonomy places the organism in Eukaryota, Fungi, Ascomycota, Leotiomycetes, Helotiales, Helotiaceae. The record is from the annotation of a GenBank genome assembly.
AUGGAUUCACCCUACGAAGCAGUGAAGGGCAAUUCUGCCCUUUACAAGAUCGCUGCGUUUGUCAUCCUCUCUCUUGGAGCACUUUUGCUUGCGUAUCGAAGAGCUUUCACAGUAUGUUACGCCCGGGAUUUGCCGCGACUCGGCAAGCGAGAAGGAGUUUCAUGGAAAGCAAUGAAGAAGAGGUUCCAAACGGAUUCACUAAGUGUGCUCAAUGAAGUCUAUGAGAACGUGAGUUUUCUUUGUCGCAGCUGUAAAGAAAAAUGGUUGACAAAAUGCGGGACCAAAGUACUCCAAAAAAGGCCAAUCAGUUCUGAUACCAAAAUACGGCCCUCACGAUGAAGUUAUAUUACCUCCUGGCUCCUUACCAUGGAUUGUUAAACAGCCAGAUCAUUUACUCUCUUCACAUGCGAGUCAAAAUGACGCUAUUCAACUGGAACACAGCUUGGGUCCUAAAUUUGCUUUUGAUGCAUGGGGAGGAAUGCUCGUCAAGUCAGACCUGACUGCUGUACUGGAAACGAUGGGAACAAUUAUGCUUGAGCAAGUAGGACCGGCGGUUGAUGCUGCUUUCGGAAUGGACGUCACCGAAUGGAACGAAAUUGAUCUUUUUCCAGCAUGCCGGCUGGUUACUGGGAAGGCUGUUAUGGGAUUCACGCUCGGAGACUCGGUUGAAGGGCGAAAGCUUUGUAUAUUACUCGUAGGAGACGGCCUUCUAUUGCGAAAACUGACUUGUUCUAUCAGGCCGAGACGAGGGGUUCAUUCAAAGCUGCUAUAAUACUCUAGAGUAGGUAUUCAAAUCAUCCUCCAGCUGUGCAGUCAAGAAAAACGUGCUAAUAUGUCCAAGUGGCAUGUUAGAAGUUGCUGGAGAAAUUGGAGGAGCACGUAAAGUGUAUCGAACAUACCUAGGCCACUUCUCGAAGGGAGUUAAAUCUAUGCCGGCAAAGCUCAAGGACCUCGCCGAUCGCUUCGUUCCAGCUCAUACAGAGAGACUCCAAAUUAUUCAAAGCGCGGCAGAGAAGAAAGCUGUCCCAAAAGACUUACUACAGAUGCUUAUGGAAUUCGCUAUCAAGGAACGUACCGACGAGGCCACCAGUCUCGAAGACAUGACCAAACGUCUUGCUGUUUCGAACUUUGGAACUAUCCACCAGACCGUUCUUACACUGCACAACAUACUCCUGAAUGUUAUUGCAACGGACAAGGAAUUCGACACAAUGUCUCUUCUCCGUGAGGAGUUCAGCAGGGUUCUCGGCGACGAUGAAAACAAUUGGACCAGAGCCAAGGUCGCAGCAAUGUUACGUGCUGACAGCAUCGCAAGAGAAACUCUCCGAGCACACACCUUCCUAGGAUUGGCCAUGGAACGCAUAGUCGUCGCACCCAAUGGAAUUGUUACUGAGGAUGGAAUCCCCCUACAGAAAGGCACGAAAAUUGGAAUACUCGCUCACCAAAUGCAACAUGACCCAGAUCUAGUCAAAGAUCCUCAGAGAUACGAUCCUUUCCGUUUCUCUCGACAGCGGGAAGCAAACCCAGAUCUUCACAAUCUCAGCUUUGUUGCUACUUCUGCUGAAAACCUGCCGUUCAAUCAUGGAAAACACGCGUGCCCAGGAAGGGGACUCAUUGAUAUCCAAUUCAAGAUGCUACUGUCGUAUAUCGUGAAGAACUACGAUUUGGAAUUUCCUGAAAGUUAUGAGGGGAAGAGGCCAGCAAACACGGUAAUACAACCUCUCCAAUAUCUCUUUUGCUUUUUAGUUCUGGCGCACCCUAUUUCCAGCUGUCUAGAACGUUUCGGUUCUCUGUCAAAGUCUUGGUUUUUAAUCCAAAUAGGAAACAUUUACUAAUUUAUUACAGUGGUUUGCUGAGUUCGGAGUCCCUCCAAUUACUGCUAAAAUCAGAGUCAGAAGGAAGGAGGCCUCAAGCUAA